UCAUUGCAUUGCACUGUCCGGCUUCCGUCUCUCUCUUUCUCUCUCUUCAAAACGUGGCGCCUCCUACAGCUGUGUUUCUCGGCCUUUUGUUCCGCUCUUUGCCGCUCCUGUAUCUGUACUAAUCUCCAGCGCCGCGUCGGAUUCUGGAUUCAGAGCUCUGCUCGCUUGCGCAUUUCUGCAUACACAUAGCAGGCACAGAGGCCUAUCAAGCUUCCGAUCGCCGGAUUAGCUCCGAUCGCCGGUGCUCUGUUGCAGCUGUAGCGACCUGCUUCGGAUCGCAUAGUUUUCAGAUUGUUAUGAGAAUCUAUACAAAUCACAGCUGUCUAUGAGGGCAUUUAAACCAUGGAGAUGUAUGGGAACAUGCAGAGCCAACAUGAAGCCACUGCCCUUUAUGGGAAUUGUUUGUACAGUUAUGUUGUUCGUUGUAUAUAGAACCACAAAUUACCAGUAUCGACAGACAGAGAUAGAUGAAAUAUUUGAACCCUUCCGGCCAUUUAAGGGUAUUGGUGUGGCUUCUAGUAGUUUGGAUAGUUUACCUCGAGGCAUCAUUCAAGCUCGGUCAGAUUUGGAGUUGAAACCACUAUGGUCAACAAGUAGUUCAAGAUCAAAAAGGGUAUAUGCUUCAACCUCCCAUAAUUUGCUGGCAAUGCCUGUUGGCAUCAAACAAAAGAAUAAUGUUAAUGCUACUGUUCAAAAGUUUCUUUCAGGAAAUUUUACAAUUGUAUUAUUCCACUAUGAUGGCCAUGUGGAUAGAUGGUGGGAGUUUGAGUGGAGCAAGAAGGCUAUACAUAUAGCUGCUCUUAACCAAACAAAGUGGUGGUUUGCAAAGCGCUUUCUCAGUCCAGCUGUCGUAUCUAUUUAUGAUUACAUUUUUCUUUGGGAUGAAGAUUUGGGAGUUAAACAUUUUCACCCAGGAAGAUACUUGGAAAUUGUGAAAUCAGAAGGACUGGAGAUAUCUCAGCCAGCUUUAGACCCAAAUUCAACUGAUAUACAUCACAGAAUUACCAUACGCUCUAGAAUGAAGAAAUUUCAUAGAAGGGUCUGGGAAGAUCGAGGUAGCACAAGGUGUUCGGAGGAUAGUGAUGGGCCGCCAUGCACUGGGUUUGUGGAAGGAAUGGCUCCAGUAUUUUCAAGAUCUGCCUGGCUUUGUGCUUGGCAUCUUAUACAGAAUGAUCUUGUUCAUGGAUGGGGAAUGGAUAUGAAGCUUGGGUAUUGUGCUCAGGGGGACCGCACCAAAAAGGUGGGAGUAGUUGAUAGUGAAUAUAUUGUUCAUCAAGGAAUACAAACUUUGGGUGGGGCAUCUGCAAGAAAGGCUUCAAGUCCUGAAGAGUCAGUGAAGAAAUAUGGAGUUGAUGUGCGAGCUGAGAUAAGGAGGCAAUCGACGUCCGAGCUUCAAAUAUUUAACGAGCGAUGGCAACGAGCAGUGAAGAAGGACAAGGGCUGGUUCGAUCCAUUUAGAAGAAGAAAGAGAAGACGCGACCAGUAAAAUGAGCUGACGAUGAAUGGGAGUCCAGUUUUGAUAUCAUUAGGUUCAGCUAUCUUUGUGUUGUCUUAGUCAAAAAAAGCCAUACAUUUGUAGUGUAGUCUGUCUAGGCCCAAUUAAAUCUCAUAAUUAUUUCAUUAUUUGAGUAAUCCUGUUUGCUCUUGAAAUCAUUUUUGUGGCACAGCUCAGCAGUGUGUAUUGAUACCCUAAAGGAUGGGAUGGUUAAUUGCGACCAGGCAUUUGAAGUUC
Molecule: messenger RNA, 1732 nt
Organism: Diospyros lotus (date-plum)
Lineage: Eukaryota; Viridiplantae; Streptophyta; Magnoliopsida; Ericales; Ebenaceae
Exons: 16
Coding region: 326-1486 (386 amino acids)
Source: RefSeq, a predicted model, not a curated record